Molecule: messenger RNA, 4065 nt
Organism: Drosophila erecta
Lineage: Eukaryota; Metazoa; Arthropoda; Insecta; Diptera; Drosophilidae
Product: inactive dipeptidyl peptidase 10
Exons: 10
Coding region: 449-3397 (982 amino acids)
Biological process (GO): proteolysis
Molecular function (GO): dipeptidyl-peptidase activity; serine-type peptidase activity
Source: RefSeq, a predicted model, not a curated record
UAUUUGCUGGCCAUUAUUUCGCUCAGUGUAGCUCAGUGUAGUAGGAAAAUGUAAUCAACUCGAAGAACAAGACCUCAAAAAAACACACACACAGAGGAGUAUAUUGUGACAAGAAAUCAUCCAUUAAAGCAUUAUUUGCAUUAUCUUUUUGCACGUGUACACCUAAUGCAUGCUAUUAUGGCCAUUCUUAUUUGAUUAAUGAGCCAUUUGACUGGGAAACAGCAAAAGACGCUAUGAGUAUAACAGAAUUCGUGGCCAAAACGCCUUGAGCACUUUUCGUUAUCCAAAAAGUGGCAACAGUUUGGCCGGUUCUCAGAAGGCUAAGCAACUUUCCGCCUGCAAACUAAUAAGCCAUCUCAUCGCAUCGCAUCGCAUCGCAUCAUCUCAUCUCAUCUAAUUCCUUGACGGAUGCGUAAUCCAUGUGAUAAUAAUCAGCUACAGCUUCAUCAUGGUGGAGAUACAAAAGCCGCACUCGGCCCUAAAACGACCAUCGCUGAAACGGGAAACGGUCGUUGUUAACAACAGUGCGCCGACCAUCAAAAAGGUGACUCUGGUGCCCAAGGACGAGGAACUGGUGGCCAUUUCUCCGGAGCGCCGCAACUGGCGUGGCAUCUUCAUCGCCCUGCUGGUCAUCGCCGCCGUCUUCAGCCUGAUCAUAUUCUCGAUCUUUCUGCUGUCGCCGGAGGAUGAGGGUCUGCGGAUCCGGGGUCGCCGUAUGCUGCCCAGCGACAUCCUGGGCAGGAGCCUCCAGUGGAAGCCCUUCAACGGCACCUGGAGCAAUGGUCGUGAGCUCAUUUAUCGCGACCCAACGGGCGGCCUUUCCAUUCUCAAUAUGGCCGAUCUUACCACACGCAUUCUUAUGACCAAUUCAACAUUCCGCCAACUGAAUGCGGAAUCAUUUCUUGUCGCACCUGACCAGAAAUACGUACUACUGCAAUCGGACUCAAAUGCCGAGGGCUCCAGACAUCACGUAUACGAGGUGCAGACGGCCAACACAUUUCCGCUGGGUCCAACGGAGAACAUAGCGGAGGCGCCACGCCUCCAGCACGUGGUGUGGGCGCCAGCGAAUCCGCCGCCACCGCUUGGAGCACCACCACCCAGUGGUGCCAGCGGUGCCAGCGGCGCCAGCACCACCACAAUGGCCCCGCUGCCCAGUGGCAGCAUAAUCCUGAACAGCCUGGCUGGGGCUGCCAAUGGACCAGCAUCCACGGGAGUCUCCGGCUCCUCCGGUCCAAAUCCAAAUGGCAAGGCCGGCGGCUACACUUUGAACCAGGCCAUCGCCUUUGUCCACCACAACGACAUCUACUACAAGCCCAAGGUGCAGGGCGAACUUGUGUGCCGGAUAACGCAGACGGGAUCGGGUUCGCUGGAGGGCGAAUCCACAGGGGUGGUGUUCAAUGGGGUGCCCGAUUGGAUGUACGAGAAUGUGCCGGAGCUGGAGAGCCGCCGCAGCAGCAUGGAGUUCUCGCCGGAUGGACUCUUUUUGGCCUUCCUCAGCUACAAUGACAGCGAGGUCAACGAGUACAAAUACACUUGGAUGGGCGAUGAUGUCAAGUACCCGGCGGUGAUGAGCCAACGCUACCCCAAGACGGGUUCCCGCAAUCCGAAUGUGACGGUCAACGUGGUGAAUCUCUCGGUGAUUAAGUACAUCUUUCCCACGCAGAUCAAGCUGCCGAGUGAGCUCUCCAAUGGAAGCUACGUGGGCGGCCUGACCUGGGCCUCAUCCACUGACCUGUCGGUGACGGUGACCAACCGUGAGCAGACCAAGGCCACCACGGUGCUGUGCAGAGCUCCACACUUCCACUGCCAGGCGGUGCACACGGAGGUAACCAUUAACGAUGGCUGGGUUCUGCCAUCGGAACGGCCCAUCUUCUCGGUCCGCAACCAGGGACACAAUCGGCUGGCCAAGAUGGUCCAGAAUGCGGAGGAGAUCAUGGCGGAAAGUCAGAAUGUGAAUGUGACGGAUGGCCAAACGCACACGACCCACGAGAUCAGCAAUGGUGGCUACCUGCUGAAGCGUCUGCCGGUGCGGGAUGGCGAACACGGUCACUAUCGCCACGUGGUCUUCAUAUCCUCGCUGGACCGACGACCCGUUCCCCUGACCAUGGGUCGGUUCGAGGUCACCGAGAUCGUCGGCUGGGAUGAACCGCAUGAGAUCGUCUACUUCAUGGCUGCGCCGGAGAAGAGACCUGGCGAACGGCAUCUGUACAAGAUUAACCUGAAGCUCAAUGUCACCGAAUCGAAUCGGACGUACAUCACCUCCACAUCGCCCACCUGUCUCACCUGCGACAACACGGAGUCCACGUAUCGGCUCCACCGGGCCAGGAUCUCCCAGCGGGGCGAUCGGUGGGAGGACAUAGUGGCUCGCCUGGAGCCGGACGAUUGCCUCUACGAUAUACCCAAGAAUUGCCUGUUCAAUCGGGUGCAGUUCAGCCAGGACUACAGCUACUAUGUGCAGGAGUGCCUGGGUCCGGAGGCACCCAGUGUUUACCUGGUGGAGACGGCCAGCAAUGACAAGAUUUAUGUGCUAAAUGCCGGCGAUGUCCUGCGCCACCGGCUCUCCCAACUCGCCAUUCCGCAAUCGCGCACAUUCAGCGUGGAAAUCCGGCACGGAUUCCACGCCCAGGUGCGGCUCUUCCUGCCACCCGGAAUGCGAGAGGAGGAGGACGUCGCCUUUCCACUGGUGCUUCACGUCGAUGCCUCGCCGGGAUCACAGUUGGUAACAGAGCGCUUCCACGUCGACUGGAACUGGUAUUUGGCCAGCCAGAGGAGUUUUAUAGUGGCCCAGAUCGAUGGGCGUGGCAGUGGCUUCCAGGGCGAAUUGCUCCGCACCCAGGUACACGGAAAACUGGGCACCGUCGAGGUGGAGGAUCAACUAGGAGUCCUAACGUACCUGCGAGACAACCUGAAGUUCAUCGAUCCGCUGAGGAUCUGCGCCUUUGGCUGGGGCUACGGUGGCUACGCCUCCUCCAUGAUGCUCAUCGACGACUCCCAGCAGGUGCUCCAGUGCGCGGUGGCGAUCAAUCCCAUUGUCAACUUUGGAUUCCACUAUUCCUUCUUCACGGAGCGCUACAUCCCGCUGAAGGGCGACUACUUGCGUGCCCUCCAGGAGGCGGAUCUCACGAUGAAGGCGGGCAACAUCAAGGGCCGCAAUCUGAUGCUGAUGCACGGCACUGCGGACACGCUGGUGCAUCAGGAGCACACGCUGAUGCUGGUGCGGGCGCUCGUGGAGCAGCAGGUGAAGUUCCGGCACCAGGUGUAUCCGGACGAGGAUCACACCAUCGCCCGGUCGCUGAGCCACGUCUACAAGACGAUGGAGUGGUACUUUGACGAGUGCUUCGGCCCCGUGGACGACAACGAGUGGGACCCCACGGGUCUAUUCGUGUUCAAGCAAUAAUUAAGACCCCCCUACGAUCCUUACGACGAGGAUCCGCUGGCCAAUCAGCUCAGCGACAUCGACAUCGGGCCCGCCACCGAUGGGCAUCCGAAUGCGGAUGCCGCCGGCGAUUCCGCCGGCAGCAAUCUGUCCACCCUGCUGACCGCCACCACGACGACCGCCUCGCUAUCGGCGCUCGACGAACUAGACAACCGCCUGCAGGCCCUGGACCUGAUCACCUCCUCCACGGCCACCACCCUCAGCAAGGUCUCCGGCAAGCUGUGCAACUACAGCAGCAAGCGCCGGCUCCACCAGUCGGAGGUCGUGCUCGCCCAGAAGUCGCGCAUCCUCCAGCACUAGGGGAUUCACUCAAGGGGUGUCCUCCUCCGUGUGUCAAGCGUGUGUUUCCCGGGUGGGCAGAUCUAUCCUCAUUUCACUUUCGACACGAGUUUGCGGAAGUUCUUUACAUUUUGAUGCUCUAAUUUGUUUUGAUCAUUUUAAAUGAUUUUUUAGCACUUGUUUGUCCAUAUAAAUUAUCGAAUAUUAAAUUUAAAAUAAUUAAUUGUUAACUGAAGUCGAAAUCUUAAGUCUUUCAUUCAACUCCGCUGAUUGUUGACGAAAGUGAAAAUGAGGAUAACGUAUCCAAUUGCAGGUCUUCUUAAAGUUUAACUUAAUUUAAAGUUCGGUUA